UCUCUUUUUUUACGUGCAAUGUCAGCUUCAACUUCAGCUUCCAAUCUACUUUUACUAUUGAGAAGUGAGUUAGAUGACAACAGCGCACACAGUGAGUGUUGGGUGUUUAACUUGUCACCCACGUUCCACCUUCCCGCAUUCACCAUUGAUGCAGGUAGACCCUGAUAUCACCUGCAAAGGCAUAAAAAUGCCUUUGAGUCAUUUUGUUUUAUUCAAAUUGCUGAUGUAGCAUUGCGACGCUCGGAUUAUAUUGAGCAUAAUGCCCAUUUGAUUGCUUGCAAACACACACACACACACACACACACACUCACACACACACUUCGCCAUGGACUGGUUGCCAUGCCGAUUCAGUGUCACAUUGCCUUCUGUACCUCGGCAUAGUCUCAUUAUUAGUUGGUGUUGUCACUCAAGGGAUAUUUCAAGCGUUUGAUCUCUGUUUUCCUUCCUUAAGCCCCAAUCUUCUUCAACAGUGGUCCUACCCUAACCCCAGAUAGAUAUAUAUAUACAGUAGUGACAGUACAGUACAUGGAUAAAGUAAAUAUCGUUGCCUUCGGGCGCAAACCUUGUAUUUCCAAAUAUGGUCAAUGUAUAUUUUUUCACGCGUUGAUAUGGAGGGGGAGAAAUUGUGAACACUAUUUAGGCGCCCCAAGCUUCUUGGAGGUCCCUGUUGGGACAAACCGGUUAUAAACUAUUUGUUUUCCAAAGGUUUAAUAGCUGUCAACACCUCCCAUCCCCGUCAAACAAGGUGCCAGGGGUGCCCCCAGUGCUAGGAUCUAAUGCAGGGGUCAGCAACCUUUUUGAAACUUCGUGCUGAUUAUUUAUGGGGAUUUUGGUCUCACGCCCCUGCCCACUGUAAACAUCAUUUUUGUUCUAUCCAUCCACCACGGCUUUAAUCUCAAUGACCGGAGGCACCAAUAAUUGGCACCCAAUAUAGUGGCGCCUGUGUCUUUAAGAGAGAAAGUAUAAUGUUUAAUGUGGAAGUGGAGGAGAGCCAGUGAGAGAGGAACGUGUGAAUUUAUCAACAUUUGUGCUUCCUUUCGCAAGCUGUGUGCCGAGGCUCCGUGCACCGGCAUGCACCCUCUCCCAAAGCUUCUGAAGAGCACAUCCCCUCUCUCUCUCUCUCUCUCUCUCUCUCUCUCUCUCUCUCUCUCCCUCUCUCUCUCUCUCUCUCUCUCUCUCUUUCUCGCUCUCUCUCUUCCCAUCUCCCCCCCACCUCCCACCAGGGCGCUCCCUUACACACACCCAUACACGCACUUACACAUUCACACACACACAAACAUACACCGCCGGCGCUACCCGCCGGCGCUGGACCGCGGCCAUCUCGCCACAGGGUAAGGAGUCCGAGCGAGGGCGAAGGGACAAAAGGGAAACAAAGCGGGAGUGGAGCGUGUGGAAGCCGGAGCCUGGCGCGAGGCGCAGGAGCGACCUUUACGUGGAGUGAAAAAGGAGGCGGGAACAAGGAAAGGGGAAAGGCGAUCACUGUCACGGCUGCAGUGUUCCUUGACGCAGCAUGGGCAAUGCACCAUCCCAAGCACAUGCCAGCAGGGCCUGUUAUCCCAAACAAGACCCAGAGCGCGGCGCCACUCACAUGAUCUCCACAGAUGACCUGGAGUACCCGCGGGAGUAUCGGACGCUGGGCAACAGCGGCCGGCGCUUCUCCAAUGUGGGCCUAGUGCACACGUCGGAGCACCGGCACACGGUGACGGCGGCGCAGAGCCUGGAGGCGCUGACCAACCUACACAAGGCCGACAUGGAGCGCAAGCGAGAUGCCUUCAUGGACCACCUGAAGAGCAAGUACCAGCAGCAACAGCAGUUGCAGCAUCAGCACCACAACCCGCCGUCACCCUCGCAGUCGCACGCCAGCAUGAGGGGAGGCUCAGAGAGGGCCGCGCGAGAACAGCAACAACCCAACUACUGGAGCUUUAAGAGCCGCAGCCCUCGCCAUUCCCAGUCCACCCAGUCGGGGCUGGCCGACCAAGCCACCAAGCUGUCCUUCGCCUCCGCCGAAUCCCUGGAGACCAUGUCCGAGGCCGACGUGCCCAUCGGCUUCAACAGGAUGAACCGCUUCCGCCAAAGCUUGCCCUUGUCGCGCUCCGCCAGUCAGAAUAAGCUACGGUCUCCAGAUGAAUAUGCAGGCGUGCUCUUCCUGCAGUACGGCGACGAGACGCGGCGUGUGCACAUCACCCACGAGCUGAGCAGCCUGGACACGCUGCACGCCCUCAUCGUGCACAUGUUCCCGCAGAAGCUGACGGCGGGCAUGCUCAAGUCGCCCAACACGGCCGUACUGAUCAAGGACGAGGCGCGCAACGUCUUCUACGAGCUGGAGGACGUACGCGACAUCCAGGACCGCAGCGUCAUCAAGAUCUACCGCAAGGAGCCCGUCUACGCCUCCUACCCGGCCGCCGUCCACCUGGCCAACGGGGACCUGCGGAGGGAGAUGGUGUACUCAUCCCGUGACUCUUCCCCGACCCGCCGCCUGAACACUCUCCCCUCGUCGUCGGGCUCCUCGGGCUCGCCGUCCCGCUCGCGCCUCUCCUACAGCGGCGGCCGCCCGCCUUCCUUUGCCGGGUCCCACGAGCAGGCCCGCCACCCUCAACACGCCGCGUUGGCGGCCGCCCACGUGGCCAGCGCGGCCCUCUCGCCCUCACCCAGCGCCAUCCUGGAGCGGCGGGACGUCAAGCCCGACGAGGAGGUCUCGGCGAAGAACUUGGCUCUGAUGAAGAAUGAGUCUCUCUACGCCGACCCCUACAGCUUGAUGCACGAGGGCCGCCUCAGCAUUGCCUCCACGCAAUCCCUGGCGACCAUCGGAGACCCUUUCGGUUUCCCCGUGUCCUCGGGCUUGUACCGCCGCGGGUCUGUGCGCUCCCUCAGCACGUAUUCCGCCGCCGCCCUGCAGGGGGAGCUGGACGAUUCUCUCUACAAGCCCGGCGGGUCCUUAUACUCCGACACGUACUCAGCCACACUGGGCAUGGGCUUCCGCAUGCCACCGUCGUCCCCGCAGAAGAUCCCCGACAUGCACUUGCGGGACAGAGACUCGUACUCGGGCUCGCCCAACCGGGCUUCGCCCGUCAGGCAAAACUUUCGCAAGGACUCGACGUCCUCCGUGUUCAUGGACAGUCCCAAAUCCAGACCCGGUUCUGGCUCUGAGCCUCUCUGUCUCACAGCUGGACCCGGGGAGGGAGGCAGGGCCACGCCCGGCUUUGGGUCAUCGCUGUCCGGACCGGAUGCUGAUGCGAGCAGGGAUCACCGUCUCGAGCGCAUGGAGGCCAUGGAAAAGCAGAUCGCCAGUCUGACCGGCCUGGUCCAGAGCGUCCUGACCAGAGCGCCCGACAGCGACAGCACAUGCGGCUUGCUGCGCCUCUGCAUGAUGGCGGGCUGCCCUCCGGACCAGGGAUCCGACUUCUCACGGACAUUACCUUUCUCUUCCAGCGACAAGACUGACACCAACAGCGAUGGUUCUGCCACCGGAACAGGACGGCAAAAGAAGAAAGCUCACACGCCGUCGGCCCCGCUGGCCCUGAUGCCGCCACCGCCGUCCAACUCGACGCCGCUGAACAACGUCAGCCGCCUGCAGAUGCAGCUGCACCUUCACGGGCUGCAGCAGAACGCCAACGACCUGCGCAAGCAGCUCGGACAGUUGCGCAAGACGCAGCUCGAGAACCAGGACUCCAUGCGCACGCUGCUGAAGCGUACCGAGGCCGAGCUGAACGUACGUGUGGCCGACGCCCUCCGCAAGCAGGAGGACCCCCUGCAAAGGCAGCGCCUCCUGGUGGAGGAGGAGAGGCUCAAGUACCUCAAUGAGGAGGAGCUCAUCAUCCAGCAGCUACAUGACCUGGAGAAGUCGGUGGAGGACAUCCAGAAGGAGUCGUCCGUCAACCACAAGCUGGUGAGCGUGCAGGAGCUGGAGGAGAAGACGGCCGUCCUCCGAAAGUUGGGCGAGACGCUCACCGAGCUCAAGAACCAGUUCCCCGGCCUUCAGAGCAAGAUGCGGGUGGUGCUCCGGGUCGAAGUGGAGGCCGUCAAGUUCCUAAAGGAGGAGCCGCACAGGCUGGACGCCCUGCUGAAACGAUGCAAGACCAUCACGGAUACCCUCAAUGCCAUGCGCAAGCAAGCCACUGAAGGCGUGUGGAAGAAACACGAGGACUUCUCAUCGUCCAAGCACAACGAGGAUAUGAGGAAGUUCCCGGAUUUUGACCUCCCCACCAGCCCGCCCCUCACCAUCAACGACCUCGGGGGAGGAAACAGCCUGUCCAACUGGAGCCCGCACACCAGCCUCGCCCGCCGCCACCAUGGGAACCCGGCAGGACAGCAUAAGGACAAUCAUCCGCCCGUCCCUCACAAGGGCAAGGCCCUGGAGGAGCUGGAACGCCGCAAUGCCGCCGAUAAGGCGUUGUCUGUCGAGGUUCGCCUGGCUGCCGAGCGGGACUGGGAGGAGAAGCGGGCCAGCCUGACCCAGUACAGCGCUCAGGACAUCAACCGACUGCUGGAGGAGACGCAGGCCGAGCUCAUGAAGGCCAUACCCGACCUGGACUUUGCCGCCAAGCAGAUCAAACCCUCCUCCAGUACAACGUCCUCACAGGCGCCCCAGAGCGGAACGGCCACGCCCGAACACCGCACCGUCAACAACAAGCCCCUGCAGAAGAAGGAAAGCGGAUCCAGACUAGGAUCUGAUGAGCUGACGGUGCCCCGCUACCGCACAGAGAAACCCUCCAAGUCCCCUCCGCCGCCUCCACCCAGACGCAGCUUCCCUUCUUCUCCGGGCUUGAUCACCCGCAGCGGGGAGCCCCUCAUUCCCGGGAAGAGCGUCAAGAAGUCCGACUCCGAGGAGGCGGAGAGCCAGAAGCCUCACGUGAAGUUAAGGAGGACGGUGUCGGAAAACCCUCGUCCGGCAUCCACGCCGCCAACGCUGUCCGGAGACAAGGCGGCUGCGGAGCAGGAGAAAAGUUCUGCCCAGUCAGAGGGCAGACCUUUGUGUUACGUUCCACACAUCACGUUGAGCCGGUGUCCCGUCCGAGAUGCGCCCCGUUGUUCCGCGACACCGAGCGCUUCACCUCGUCAGCGCGAGCCGGAGUUGCGGCGUUCCCCGGAGGAAGACGUCAAACAGGAAGUGACUUUGCUCCUGAGCGAGUCGGAGAUCAGGGCACUUUCGCCUUUCGAGGCCCAGGAGCUGAGCGGCGCCAUGGGAGUCAUUUUGCAAACGCGCACCAUCUCCAAGCACACCGCGGCGCUCUCGGAGGCGCAGUUGAGUGAGCGGCCUCUGCUGCUUCUUUUCAGAGAGGAGGCCGCGCUCAAGGAGGCCUACGGGCUCCUGCUUUCGAUUUUGGAGGCAUUGCCGCUGCAGCCCAAACCCAGAAAAAGAUCCUCCCCCGGUCAGCAGAGCUCCCUGGUGAUGGCUCUGAGGAGAGGGAUAGAAACGGGGGACAUGGUUCUAAAACUCCAACCGAGCCCCGACAGUAAGAGUCCCGAUGCAGAUGCAAGUCUUUCUACAUCAGACCCGGCCUCCGUACAGUCCAAAUCAGGAGAAAACCUCUGCCAGACGACCUACAAGAGGCUGGACAGUUUGGAGGAGACCAUUCGAGAGUUGGAGAACACGUUACAGGAGUUCAGCGGCGGUUCCCGUGCCGAGGUUGUUGACGCCAAAACGAGCGAGAAACCGCCGGUCCCACCCAAGCCCUCAACAUCGAGACAGGGAGGGAACAGCGCCCUGUGCAAGGUCCCGCCAACUCCGGCCUCCAAGUUGAAGCAGCUGCAACAGCAGAAUAGCACAGACAAGUUCAAAGGUGGCAAGAGGGAGGACUUCCUGAAGACCCAGCAACAGGGAGCCGCGGGCGUUGAGUCGGGGAUCCGCCGCAGGAGGGCGGAGGGCCCCACGCUGAGGGCGUCGCCCGGCCAGGCCAAGGCACUGCUGGCCAGCCUGUCGGCCGCCGGCCUAAGCGCCGAGGCCCUGCUGCUGUCUUCCGCCCUGCGACAGCACCGCCUCCUCCGCGAACAGCAGCAGCAGCUACGGGCGGCGGCGUCCGCGUCCUCCCUGCCCUCGCCCAACAGUCGCUCGCCCUCGCCCGCCUCCUCCUCAUCGCAGACGCCCACCGCCACCUUGUCCUCGUCCUCCUCUCCCACCACGCCCGUCCUGUCGCCCUGCUCGCCUACGUCGCUCAAGGCUAGUCUGGAGGGCCUCAGCAAGAAUACACGGUAACAGUGAAAGUGUCCCACGUGGACCAAUCUCAUGUUGUUCUGGAGGUCCAUGAAGGGAAUUCUCCCUCCAAAGCACAAACUGGACCUUCCUGGUGAUCCCACCUGGUAUAAGCUGAUCCUGUUUUAAAACGUAGAGUUGCAAUAAUCGUCACCACGUGAGUCCACUCUGUAUGCACGUGCAUUUCAGUGAAAUGGAAUAUGGUGGAAAUCAAGCUGAAACUGCUUUUGAAUGCUUAUUGGGAUCAAUUACAUCUUUAUCCGUAUUCUAAUAUUAUGUAAAGAAACAAUGAAAUAAACAAAAUAUAGAUUAAGUAUAGAAAUUAAGGAAGCAUUAGAAGAAAUAGUUUCCGGUGUUUUUAAGGAAUCUGUAUCGUACAGAACAGGGAUGGGCAACGAGUAGUAAAAAUUUAAGAAAACUGUUUUAUUUUUAAUUUUUUACAAACCCAAAUGAAUCUCAUUCACUCCCAAAGACGUUUUUAAACGUCUUUUCAGACUUGGUCCAGAAAUGGUUGGUACUGAAUGAGUUUUAAUAUGAUUAUAAACAUUCAAUAUAUGUUUUCCAUUGAUUGGGGGGGUGAUGAUCAAUUAUAGGCAAAAACAAAAAUCUACAAGUGUGUGAAUACGCCAGUGGUCGACUGUAUAUAUUUUUUGCGGGUUUGAAAUUAUAAACAUUGUACCUCAGUGAUAUUAAAAUUUUGAGUGAGUGAGCUGUUUUUUUUUUUUUUUUUGUGGAAAAAAAUAGAAAAUUAGCACAUAAUGUUGGUUUCUUGUGAAGCAGGUUUUGCUGACCUUGAAUGGUAAUUUUUCACCCCAUUGGUUGGGUUAGGAUCGAAAACUGCAUUCUUCAAAAUGAAAUGUAUUACAGCACAUAUUUUGCACAUAUGCACAUAUUUUGUCCAUUUUUAAACUAGCAUUUUUGUCAUCCAUCUGCUUAGGAAGUGCGUGAUCUCAUGUGCCCCCCUCCCCCCCCCAGUAGCACUGAUGAAAAAAGUUUUAUCUUGCCCAUCCCUGAUAUAGAGUUUUACUUCAUGAAUUAGCCCGAGCUUUUCUACCAUAUUCAAAUUUAUUGACGUGCGUGUGUGUUUGUGUGUAAGCGUGUGCCAUGGUAAAGCUACCUGGUGUUUUAAUUCAAGCCGAAGUGGUGUUGUUUACAUGAUCCUCUGACGGACAAAAGUAGUUUAAAAAAAACAAA
Molecule: messenger RNA, 7384 nt
Organism: Hippocampus zosterae (dwarf seahorse)
Lineage: Eukaryota; Metazoa; Chordata; Actinopteri; Syngnathiformes; Syngnathidae
Gene: srcin1a
Product: SRC kinase signaling inhibitor 1a
Exons: 22
Coding region: 1511-6193 (1560 amino acids)
Biological process (GO): regulation of dendritic spine morphogenesis
Cellular component (GO): actin cytoskeleton; cytoplasm; postsynaptic density
Source: RefSeq, a predicted model, not a curated record